AUGCGAUAUAGACAAAGAACAAGAGUCACCGUUCGUACAUGGGCUCCCACCCUUCUCUCUGUUCUUGAGGAGAGACGGAAAAGGCGACGCACCGCGCGGCCCCUAGGAAGUGUGUGCGGUUUAGCUCGCGGCUCCCCCUGCCAGGAGCCCCGGGCGGCGAAGGGCUGCGGAGGCGCCAGGUUCUCCCGGGGACCUGGGGGUUCUCCUGCGGGCCGACCACAGGCUGUGGGGGGCGGAGAAGCGACAGGGCUGGCGCUUUUCCGUCGGCUGUGCCGGGCCAGUCCAGUCCAGGACAGGAAGGGCCGCCAGACCCGAGCAGCUACGGUCCCCGGGGCAGACCGAGGAUGGGGCCAGCACAGCCAGGGGGCGCGCCGCUGCUGCUGUGGCUGCUGUGUGCGCUCAGUCAAGGUAAGCCGGAGUGUGCUCGCCAUCGGUGCCGGAGGGACCUGCGCGGGUCCGGGGAGCGGAAGGAAGGAAUUGGAAGAACAAGGAACCGGCCGCCAAAAGCCCCCCCUGGAAUCCAACGGGCCCCCGCCCCCAACCAACCCCAACCGGGGGGAAAAACCCCCCAAGCCCGCCCGCCCCAAAAAGCCGGGCCCAACCCCCCCGUAUCUGCGAAGACAAAUACUUGUCUUAAACAGCAUGAAGCAUAUUCCUGUCUCCAGCGAGGGCAUUAGCAUUUUAUAUUGUUGUUUGGCCUACAAUGUUGGUCUUCCAGAAGCAAAAAUAUUUUCUGGUCCUUCAAGUGAACAGUUUGGCUAUGCGGUUCAACAGUUUAUAAAUCCAGAAGGCAACUGGUUACUGGUUGGUUCACCCUGGAGUGGUUUUCCGGAGAACCGAAUGGGAGAUGUGUAUAAAUGUCCUGUUGAUCAAUCCACUGCUACAUGUGAAAAGCUGAAUUUGCAAAGUGAUCGAGAAUCUGUUGACAGUGAUCCACGUUCUGGGCGCUGGAGCACCACUGUUGAGCUUCCUGUGGCAGCAACCACCCGAGCAAGUGCUGUGGUGGGGGUGGAGAGCAGCCACAGCUUGGGCGCCUCCCCAAGUGGCACAUGGUGCCCGGCCCCAGGGGAAAGAUAUCAAGUUGUGCUAACGUGUGGUCCUCUGUGGGCACAGCAGUGUGGCAAUCAGUAUUACACAACUGGUGUGUGUUCUGACGUCAGUCCAGAUUUUCAGCUCAUGGCCAGCUUUUCACCUGCAGUUCAGACCUGCCCUUCCCUCAUAGAUGUUGUGGUUGUAUGUGAUGAAUCAAACAGUAUUUAUCCCUGGGAUGCAGUAAAGAAUUUUUUGGAAAAAUUUGUACAAGGCCUGGAUAUAGGCCCCACAAAGACACAGGUGGGGUUAAUUCAGUAUGCCAAUAAUCCAAGAGUUGUGUUUAAUUUGAACACUUUUACAACCAAAGAUGAAAUGAUUGUAGCAACAUCCCAGACAUCCCAACAUGGUGGGGACCUCACAAACACAUUCAAAGCAAUUCAAUUUGCAAGAGAUUUCGCUUAUUCGGCUGCUUCUGGUGGACGACCAAGUGCUACCAAAGUAAUGGUGGUUGUAACUGAUGGUGAAUCGCAUGAUGGCUCAAUGUUGAAAGAUGUGAUUGAUCAAUGCAACAAUGACAAUAUACUGAGGUUUGGCAUAGCAGUUCUCGGGUACUUAAACAGAAACGCCCUUGAUACUAAAAAUUUAAUAAAAGAAAUCAAAGCAAUUGCUAGUAUUCCAACAGAAAGAUACUUUUUCAACGUGUCUGAUGAAGCAGCUCUACUAGAGAAGGCUGGGACAUUAGGAGAACAAAUUUUCAGCAUUGAAGGUACUGUUCAAGGAGGGGACAACUUCCAGAUGGAAAUGUCACAAGUAGGAUUCAGCGCAGAUUACUCUCCUCAAAAUGAUAUUCUGAUGCUGGGUGCAGUGGGAGCUUUUGACUGGAGUGGGACAGUUGUCCAGGAGACAUCUCACGGGCAUUUGAUCUUUCCUAAGCAAGCUUUUGACCAAAUUCUGCAAGACAGAAAUCACAGUUCCUAUUUAGGUUAUUCUGUGACUACAAUUUCUACUGGAAAAAGCACCCACUUUGUUGCUGGUGCUCCCCGGGCAAAUUAUACCGGCCAGAUAGUGCUAUACAGCGUUAAUGAGAAUGGCAAUGUCACAGUUAUUCAGGCUCACAGAGGUGACCAGAUUGGCUCCUAUUUUGGUAGCGUGCUGUGUUCGGUUGACGUGGAUAAAGACGCCAUUACAGAUGUGCUCUUGGUGGGUGCACCAAUGUACAUGAAUGACCUAAAGAAAGAGGAAGGGAGAGUCUACCUCUUUACUAUCAUAAAGGGUAUUUUGAGCCAACACCAAUUUCUUGAAGGCCCCAACGGCAUUGAAAAUGCUCGAUUUGGUUCGGCAAUUGCAGCUCUUGCAGACAUCAAUAUGGAUGGCUUUAAUGAUGUGAUCGUUGGUUCACCGUUAGAAAAUCAGAACUCUGGAGCCGUGUAUAUUUACAAUGGUCAUCAGGGCACUAUUCGCACGAAGCAUUCCCAGAAAAUCUUGGGAUCUGAUGGAGCCUUUAGGAGCCAUCUCCAGUACUUUGGGAGGUCCUUGGAUGGCUAUGGAGAUUUAAAUGGGGAUUCCAUCACUGAUGUGUCCAUUGGUGCAUUUGGACAAGUUGUUCAACUCUGGUCACAAAGUAUUGCCGAUGUAGCUGUAGAAGCUUCAUUCACACCAGAAAAAAUCACUUUGUUCAACAAGAAUGCUCAGAUAACCCUCAAACUCUGCUUCAGUGCGAAGUUUAGACCUGCUAAGCAAAACACUCAAGUGGCCAUUAUGUAUAACAUCACACUUGAUGCAGAUGGAUUUUCAUCCAGAGUAACCUCCAGGGGUUUAUUUAAAGAAAAUGGUGAAAGGUUCCUGCAGAAGACCAUGGUAGUAAACCAGGCACAGAGCUGCUCUGAGCACAUCAUUCAGAUACAGGAGCCCUCUGAUGUUGUCAACCCUUUGGAGCUGCGUGUGGACAUCAGUCUGGAAAACCCUGGCACUAGCCCUGCCCUCGAAGCCUAUUCUGAGACUGCCAAGGUCUUCGGUAUUCCUUUCCAUAAAGACUGUGGUGAUGAUGGACUUUGCAUCUCUGAUCUAGUCCUAAAUGUCCAACAGCUGCCAGCUGCUCAGGAACAACCCUUUAUUGUCAGCAACCAAAACAAAAGGUUAACAUUUUUAGUAACACUGAAAAACAAAAGGGAAAGUGCAUACAACACUGCAAUUGUUGUUGACUUUUCAGACAACUUGUUUUUUGCUUCAUCUUCUAUGCCGGUUGAUGGGACAGAAGUAACAUGCCAAGUUGCUUCAUCUCAGAAGUCUGUUACCUGUGAUGUAGGCUACCCUGCUUUAAAGAGGCAACAGCAGGUGACUUUUACUAUUAACUUCGACUUCAAUCUUCAAAACCUUCAAAAUCAGGCAUCUCUCAGUUUCCAAGCCUUAAGUGAAAGCCAAGAAGAAAACAAGGCAGAUAAUUUGGUCAAGCUCAAUGUUCCUCUUCUGUAUGAUGCUGAAAUUCACUUAACAAGAUCCACCAACAUAAAUUUUUAUGAAGUCUCCUCGGAUGGGAAGGUUCCUUCUAUUCUGCACAAUUUUGAAGAUAUUGGUCCAAAAUUCACCUUCUCCCUUAAGGUAACAACAGGAAGUGUUCCAGUAAGCAUGGCGUCUGUAAUCAUCCACAUCCCUCAAUACACCAAAGAAAAGAAUCCACUGAUGUACCUGACUGGGGUGCACACAGACCAGGCUGGUGACAUCGGUUGUAACGCAGAUAUCAAUCCACUGAAAAUAGGACAAACUUCUUCUUCUUCUGUAUCCUUCAAGAGUGAAAAUUUCUGGCACACGAAAGAAUUGAACUGUAGAACUGCUUCCUGUAGUAAUGUUACCUGCUGGCUGAAAGACCUUCAGGUGAAAGGAGAAUACUUUGUUAAUGUGUCUACCAGAAUUUGGAAUGGGACUUUUGCAUCAUCAACCUUCCAGACAGUACAGCUGAUGGCAGCUGCAGAAAUCAACACCUAUAACCCUCAGAUCUAUGUAAUUGAAGAUAACACUGUCACGAUUCCCCUUACGAUAAUGAAACCUGAUGAGAAAGCUGAAGUACCAACGGGAGUUAUUGUAGGAAGUAUCAUUGCGGGGAUCCUUUUGCUGUUAGCCUUAGUUGCAGUUUUAUGGAAGCUCGGUUUCUUCAAAAGAAAAUAUGAAAAAAUGACCAAAAAUCCGGAUGAGAUUGACGAGACCACAGAGCUCAACAGCUGA
Molecule: messenger RNA, 4251 nt
Organism: Propithecus coquereli (Coquerel's sifaka)
Lineage: Eukaryota; Metazoa; Chordata; Mammalia; Primates; Indriidae
Gene: ITGA2
Product: integrin, alpha 2 (CD49B, alpha 2 subunit of VLA-2 receptor)
Exons: 33
Coding region: 1-4251 (1416 amino acids)
Biological process (GO): integrin-mediated signaling pathway; cell-matrix adhesion; cell adhesion mediated by integrin
Cellular component (GO): integrin complex; external side of plasma membrane
Molecular function (GO): integrin binding
Source: RefSeq, a predicted model, not a curated record